This is a messenger RNA of Mangifera indica (mango), 1690 nucleotides long. RefSeq names its product nicotianamine aminotransferase 1-like. The record is from RefSeq and is a predicted model, not a curated record. The transcript is spliced from 7 exons. Bases 123 to 1382 code for a protein of 419 amino acids. Gene Ontology annotation, biological process: amino acid metabolic process; biosynthetic process. Gene Ontology annotation, molecular function: transaminase activity; pyridoxal phosphate binding. Lineage: Eukaryota; Viridiplantae; Streptophyta; Magnoliopsida; Sapindales; Anacardiaceae.
UCAGCAAUUCUCUUUCUCUCUCUACUAAAUUAUAAAUUCAAUUUGUUCGUGCUUAAGUAAAUUGCAGUAGUUCAGUUUGCAUCCAAGUCACUGAACAUAAACUCGUCUCCACAAAACAGAGCAUGGAAAGCAUAAUCGCUAAGAAAUGGGCUUUCCAAAAUAACCAAGACCUCACGAAUGCAUCUGGCAUCACCAUUAAAGGGGUGCUGACCAAGUUAAUGGACAAUAUCAACAAAGAUGAUCCAAGACCUACCAUUCCUUUAGGCCGUGGCGACCCUUCUGUCUUCCCCAGCUUUCGGACUGCCACUGUCGCUGAAGAUGCCGUUGUUAAUGCUCUCCGCUCCGCCAACUAUAAUUGCUAUUCACCUACUGGCGGUGUUCUUCCUGCUAGAAGGGCCAUUGCAAAUUAUCUCAAUCAUCAUCUACCAUACGAGUUAUCACCAGAUGAUGUUUAUCUUACGGUAGGAUGCAAGCAAGCUAUUCAAGUUAUAUUAACAGUUCUUGCCCGUCCUGGUGCCAACAUUUUGCUUCCAAGACCUUGCUACCCAUUCUAUGAAGCUUUUGCAGAACAUAUCCAUCUUGAAUUUCGUCAUUUUGAUCUUCUUCCAGAAAAGAAUUGGGAGGUUGAUCUUGAUGCAUUGGAAGCUCUAGCAGACGAGAAUACUCUUGCUAUGGUUAUUAUUAAUCCGGGCAAUCCUUGUGGAAAUGUCUUUACUUACCAACAUUUGCAGAAGAUUGCAGAGACAGCAAGAAAGCUUGGUAUAAUAGUAAUUUCAGAUGAAGUUUAUGGCUAUCUCACGCUUGGCACUACCCCUUAUGUGCAAAUGGGCAUGUUUGGAUCAGUUGUGCCUGUCUUUACACUUGGAUCUAUGUCAAAGAGAUGGAUAGUUCCUGGUUGGCGGGUUGGUUGGCUUGUGGCAUGUGAUCCCAGUGGCAUCCUUAAAAAAUUAGAGAUUUGUGAUUGCAUUAAGAGCUAUCUAAAUAUUUUCCCCAAUCCAGCAACCUUUAUGCAGGGAGCAGUUCCGCAAAUCCUUGAGAACACCAAGGAGGAUUUCUUUUCAAAAAUCAUUGGCAUACUAAGAGAAGCUGUGGACAUAUGCUAUGAUAAAAUUAAGGAGAUGCCUUGGCUAGUUUGCCCAAAGAAACCAGAAGGUUCAAUGUUUGUAAUGGUGAAGCUGAAUCUAUCACUGUUGGAAGACAUUAAAGAUGACAUGGAAUUCUCUCUCAAGCUUGCUAAAGAGGAAUCAGUCAUUGUUUUACCUGGAUCAACAUUGGGAAUGAAAAACUGGCUCCGAAUAACUUUUGCUGUUGAGCUUUCAACUCUGGAAGAUGGCCUUAGGAGGAUAAAAGCCUUUUGUCAGAGGCAUGCCAAGAUGAACUAAAUAUGUGUAAGUUAUGAAGUCUGAGUCUGUGAUGAUCAGUUACAGCUUGUUGAUCUCAUGCUCCAUGGUUUCCUGCUUCUCAAAUAAAUGCAUAAUAAGGUGGAAUGGUGAUCGACAACUUCUCGUUGGAUCACCAGUGUCAUUGCUUUUUCUUAAUUCACAUAAUAUCCUUGUAGUAGGGAGUGACAAUAGUUGUGCAAACUCCUUGUGUUUGGCAUGAUGAUGUUUGUUAAAUUAUAUUAUCGUAUGUUGUUGUGGAAUUGGAAGAUUUUGUGUGAAAUUGAAUGUGUUGUUUGAUUGCAGUGAAA